AUGGAUUAUAGCAUGGAAGAUACCCAGAACUCGGCGCCCGAAGCGCUGGAGGCUACUAAGCUGAACAACACUCCCUCGCGUAGCGACAACACACAGAGCGUGACGAAGCGCCUACAGUCUGAGUUGAUGCAGCUCAUGAUGUCGCCUUCACCCGGUAUUUCUGCCUUCCCUGAUGCUGAUGGCAACCUCCUCUCGUGGACCGCGACUAUCACCGGCCCGACCGAGACUCCCUACGAUGGCCUCAUUCUGAAGCUCUCUUUCACAUUCCCCAACAACUACCCCUAUGCUCCUCCCACUGUCUUGUUCAAGACUCCCAUUUAUCACCCGAACUUUGACUUCUCCGGCCGCAUCUGUCUCGACAUUCUCAAAGAGAAGUGGAGUGCCGUUUACAAUGUGCAGACUGUGCUGUUGAGUCUGCAAAGUCUGCUGGGCGAGCCGAACAAUGCGAGCCCCUUGAAUGGCCAGGCGGCAGAGCUUUGGGAUACUGACCAGGAGGAAUUCAAGCGCAAGGUCCUUGCUCGCCACCUUGACCUUGAGGAUGAGUAA
Molecule: messenger RNA, 546 nt
Organism: Penicillium taxi
Lineage: Eukaryota; Fungi; Ascomycota; Eurotiomycetes; Eurotiales; Aspergillaceae
Product: putative ubiquitin conjugating enzyme (UbcK)
Exons: 3
Coding region: 1-546 (181 amino acids)
Source: RefSeq, a predicted model, not a curated record